This is a messenger RNA of Salvelinus sp. IW2-2015, 1047 nucleotides long. The record is from RefSeq and is a predicted model, not a curated record. Lineage: Eukaryota; Metazoa; Chordata; Actinopteri; Salmoniformes; Salmonidae.
GUGUAAUCAUUGCUACGCAUUAAACAUUAAGCAAGCUGCUGCAGAGAGUAGCAGAGCAACAGACCAUAAUACUGUAGCAAGAGGCACCUAUCAAAGAUCCAGUGAUCAAGYAGAGAUCAAUCUGUUUCCAUGGCGUCUGAGCAGCAAYGGGGUGAUGAGCCCUCUCUCCCCAGGGAAGAGGCCGUGUGCCCGGGCUGUCAGGGAUCAGGGCCCCUGGUCCUGCCGUGUGGCCACAGCCUGUGUGAGGCCUGCCUGGGGCUGUGUGAGGMCGAGCUGGGCCAGGGMGGCUGUACGAUCUGCUACGGCAGAGACCUGCUGGACUGCGUCCUGAAGAGACUGCUGGACUCCCUGUUCCAAGGGCAGCCGCGGCGGGCCAGGGAUGGAGGGGUAGAGGACGGGGACAGGGAGAUGUGUCCUCUGCAUGGGGAGAGGCUGACAUUGUAUUGUGUGGAGGACAAGGAGAUGGUGUGUGUGGAGUGUCAGAGCGAGGAGCACGACGACCACGAGUGUCGUCCCACGGAGGAGGCUGUGCACGACUGCAAGAGGGAGCUGACGUCUGCCCUGAGACCUCUACAGGAGAAGCUGGAGGCUCUGAACACUGUCAAACAGACCUGCGAGGAGGCAGCUGAACACAUCAAGAGCCAGGCACAGCAGACCGAGCGCCUGGUGCAGCAGCAGUUUGAGAAGCUGCACCAGUUCCUCCGAGACGAGGAAGCRGCUGUGAUCURUGCUCUGAAGGAAGAGGAGCAGGAGAAGACCCAGAGGAUGAGGGACCGGAUAGACAGAACAACAGACCAGAUCAACUCUCUAGCUGAGGCCAUUGAGGCGACGGUGGAGGCCAUGGACACUGGUGAUGACAUAUCCUUCCUCAAGAACUUCAAGAGGACCUCUGAGAGGACUCAGGUGACAGUACAGGAGCCAGAGGAGGUGGCAGGAGCUCUGCUGACGUUGCCAAACACCUGGGCUGUCUCAACUACAGACUGGAGAAGAUGCAGGACGACUCCAGGUGCGUACAGGAGCCAGGAGAGGUGGCAGGAGCUCUGCUGA